Messenger RNA from Castor canadensis (American beaver), 1861 nucleotides. It is a transcript of the gene Grina, whose product is annotated as glutamate ionotropic receptor NMDA type subunit associated protein 1. Lineage: Eukaryota; Metazoa; Chordata; Mammalia; Rodentia; Castoridae. Gene Ontology annotation, biological process: negative regulation of apoptotic signaling pathway. The record is from RefSeq and is a predicted model, not a curated record. Gene Ontology annotation, cellular component: Golgi apparatus; membrane; endoplasmic reticulum.
AGCCGCAGGCGCAGGCCCAACGGAGCCGGCCGGCCAGCGGGUGCAGGUGCGGACGCACCGGCCAUCACCGCGCGGCCGCGCAGCGGACACCGUGCGCACUGGUCUGCGGCGCCCCGGGAGCGCCUAAAGCAGCACUUUCCAAGGGCUGAAGCUGGGCCCACACUAUGCCACCCGUUUCUCCCGGUCUCCUUGUUGGGCUUCUCACAUCCCCGGAUAAAGGGGCAGCCGGCAGCACCUGAGGCCAUGUCCCACGAAAAGAGUUUCUUGGUGUCGGGGGACAGCUACCCUCCCCACAACCCUGGCUAUCCUGGAGGGCCCCAGCCUCCUAUGCCUCCUUAUGCUCAGGCUCCCUACCCUGGGGCCCCAUACCCACAGCCCCCUUUUCAGCCUUCUCCAUAUGGUCAGCCAGGGUAUCCCCAUGGCCCCAGCCCCUACCCCCAAGGGGGCUACCCUCAGGGCCCCUAUCCCCAAGGGGGCUACCCACAGGGGCCAUACCCGCAGAGCCCCUUCCCCCCCAACCCCUAUGGACAACCGCAGCCCUUCCCGGGACAGGACCCUGACUCACCACAGCAUGGGAACUAUCACGAGGAGGGACCCCCAUCCUACUAUGACAACCCGGACUUCCCUGCCACCAACUGGGAUGACAAGAGCAUCCGGCAGGCCUUCAUCCGGAAGGUGUUCCUGGUGCUGACUGUGCAGCUGUCAGUGACCCUAUCGACAGUGGCCGUGUUCACUUUUGUCACGGAGGUCAAGGGCUUUGUCCGGGAGAACGUCUGGACCUACUAUGUCUCCUAUGCUGUCUUCUUCAUCUCCCUCAUUGUUCUCAGCUGUUGUGGGGACUUCCGGCGAAAGCACCCCUGGAACCUCGUUGCACUGUCCAUCCUGACCGUCAGUCUUUCCUACAUGGUGGGCAUGAUUGCCAGUUUCUACAACACUGAGGCAGUCAUCAUGGCGGUGGGCAUUACCACGGCCGUCUGCUUCACAGUGGUCAUCUUCUCCAUGCAGACUCGCUAUGACUUCACCUCGUGCAUGGGUGUGCUCUUGGUGAGCAUGGUGGUGCUCUUCAUUUUUGCCAUCCUCUGCAUCUUCAUCCGGAACCGCAUCCUGGAGAUCGUGUAUGCCUCGCUGGGUGCCCUGCUCUUCACCUGCUUCCUGGCAGUAGACACCCAGCUGCUGCUGGGGAACAAGCAGCUGUCCCUGAGCCCAGAGGAGUAUGUGUUUGCAGCACUGAACCUGUACACUGACAUCAUCAACAUCUUCCUGUAUAUCCUCACCAUCAUUGGUCGUGCCAAGGAGUAGCCUGAGCCCCCAGCUCACCAUGCCCUGCUAGAUGGCAUGGCUGGCCUGGACCCUACCCAUAACAUGAUUAUACCAACUGUACUUUCCUUUCUCUGGUCCCCAGGCACGGCUUGGGGCAGACCGAGCCCCUCUCUGACCCUUGUGUAUGUACAGUGCAGAUACUUCCGUUUGGACCCACUGUGGCUACGGCAUGGCCCCUUUUUGCCCUCCUGCUCCUGCCGAGGGGUGAUGGGGCCACAUUUCUGUGCCACUUCCUGUCUACUAAUUGUUGCAUGAGCCCCGUCUGCCAGCCCACCCCAGGGUCUGGGGGCAACACCAGGUCCCAGGGGAGAGGGAUUGAGCCAAGAGGUGAGGGUGCACGUCUUCCCUCCUGUCCCAGCUCCCCAGCCUGGCAUAGAGAAUCCCUUCCCUCCCCAUCCUGAAGCACUGCCCUCUGAGGGACAUGCGGGUGGGGUUCUCAUUCCUGCGCUGAGCCCUGAGAACAGAGGAUGGCGUGUUUCAGGAGAGGAGGAGACCUUCCUCUCAUGCUACGUCAUUAAAAUUCCAAUAAACGGUACCUUCU